CUCCCCAAGUUGGUUGGAUCGUCUACCGUCGACGACAAAGCAAGCAGCCACAAUGUCUCGGCGAUACGACUCACGGACGACGACCUUCAGCCCUGAGGGCAGGCUCUACCAGGUCGAGUAUGCCAUGGAGGCCAUCUCGCACGCUGGAACGGUCGUGGGCAUCCUCGCAAAGGACGGAGUCGUGCUGGCCGCCGAGAAAAAGGUGACGAGCAAGCUGCUUGAGCAGGAUACGAGCAGCGAGAAGAUCUAUUCUCUGUCCGACAACAUCAUGACUGGUGUCGCCGGCAUCACGGCCGAUGCCAAUUCGCUGAUCAACUACGCCCGAAAUGCGGCGCAGCGCCAUCUGCGAGCCUACGACGACGACAUGCCCGUUGAGCAACUGGCUCAGCGCCUUUGCGACCUCAAGCAGGGCUACACACAGUACGGCGGUCUCCGUCCCUUUGGUGUCUCGCUCCUCUACGCCGGCUACGAUCCUCAUCACAACUUCCAGCUGUACCACUCGGACCCGUCUGGAAACUACUCAGGAUGGAAGGCGACGUGCAUCGGGAGCAACAACGGGACAGCGACGAGCCUCCUCAAGCAGGACUACAAGGACGAUCUGACCAUCCAAGAGGCCAUGAGCCUGGCCUGCAAGGUCUUGAGCAAGACGAUGGACUCGACGACGCUGGACAGUGAGAAGAUCGAAUUUGCGACUCUCUCCCUCGACCAGUCCGGCAAGCCGCUCAGCAGGAUCUUUAGGCCAACGGACAUCACGAGACUGCUGGACCGCGAGGGAUUGGCAAAGAAGAGCGAAGAGGAGGGUACGGCACCGAGGACAGCGGAAGCUAUGGCAGUUGACUCUACAUGA
This is a messenger RNA of Acaromyces ingoldii, 847 nucleotides long. Its product is annotated as putative PRE9-20S proteasome subunit Y13. The record is from RefSeq and is a predicted model, not a curated record. Gene Ontology annotation, biological process: ubiquitin-dependent protein catabolic process. Bases 53 to 847 code for a protein of 264 amino acids. NCBI's taxonomy places the organism in Eukaryota, Fungi, Basidiomycota, Exobasidiomycetes, Exobasidiales, Cryptobasidiaceae. The transcript has 4 exons. Gene Ontology annotation, cellular component: nucleus; proteasome core complex; proteasome core complex, alpha-subunit complex.